UGUGCACGCGUGCGCCCAACGUGAUCUAGGAUGCCGACCACGUGCAUGGGCCAUCGUUCGUCAAGUCGGCCGAUGCACGCACGCGCCUUGAGCGGCACGUAGGUGUGGCUUUGGCCAACUCCGUCGGCGGCCAUCGCGCUGCUCUCUCUCUCUCGACACGGUGGGAUUCAGUAGAUUGUACGUACUGCGGCGCGACGCGGAAACGACUUGACAAGAACUGACCACAUGGGCACAACAUGGACAUCGCGGCGCAAGAUACGAAUCAUGGCUUCCCACGACUCCUUUCCAAGUACACUGCUGCCCCCCAGAGUGCUCGAGUGGCAUCCCAAAAGAGCAGCGAGAGAUGUAAUGCACACUUCUACACAGCACUGCCGAUGGGCUGCAAUGCAUAUGCGUCGAAGGCACCAGCAGCGCGUGCGACAUGGAGGUGUGGAUGGCUGCCCCGUCACUUCCCCGAGUUCUACUGAAUGCCAACUUCCUGGUGUCGCAGCUGACUUGGAUAGAACCUCGACGUGGCAGCGUUGGGUCGGUAGAGACAAGCGGUGACGACAGUGUAACCUCGCGCCUGUGAACUCGCCUUCGUUCUCCCACCAA
This is a messenger RNA of Aphanomyces invadans, 594 nucleotides long. RefSeq lists its product as hypothetical. The transcript has a single exon. The record is from RefSeq and is a predicted model, not a curated record. NCBI's taxonomy places the organism in Eukaryota, Oomycota, Saprolegniomycetes, Saprolegniales, Verrucalvaceae. Bases 226 to 546 code for a protein of 106 amino acids.